AUGGUGGAGAUGAAACCGUUUGUCGGGGCUCCUCUCCGUAACCCAGACAGAACACCCAACAAUUGGAUUAAGGAACUCGAACAGUGUGUGAAUGGAGAAUCCGAAGCUGUUCCAGUGAGUGCUUUCAGCAAAAAUCUCGGAUCGGAUGUCUCCAACAUUUUGGUGACAAACAUCAACAUUGUUGUGAAUCAUGAGAAAGGCGCCAACUGGGUGGCAGCCGUUGAAAAAUCGUACGGUUAUUUUGCACUGUGCCGUUUUCUUGGAAGCACCCAUCGAUUCUGGACCAACUACAUGUCGGACAAUGUUCAUUCAGUGGAGAAAAUAGGAAUAGUUUUGGAUAUUGCACCACCGGCAACAUUCCACCCAAAGUACAAUGAAGAUGCGGAUUUGUUCAUGGAGGAUAUCAAGCGCGAAAUCAGCAACAGACAAACACUGCCGGAAAGUUUUGAACUUCUGAAAGCUGGAAAAACAGUUUCGCGUUUUAAUUUUGGACAACGUGUCGAAUUGUUGAGAUGCAAUGGGCAAAUAAGAGUUGCUCACAUUCACGCGGUUUGUGGCCGUCGCCUCAACGUCAUCGUCAAUCAAUGCGAUUCCCCAGUUGAACUUGUACCAGACGAUGAUCCACAAGCUGAGAGUGAUAAUGCGGAAAACUGGGUUGACGAGGACAGCAUCUUCCUUCUGCCAGUUGGAUUCGCCACACUCAACGGAUAUACUUUGGUGGCCAACGGAGAUUAUAUUGAGUAUACCGAACAAAUUGCGGCUGCGAUAAGAGCUGGUUUCCAGCCAGAGUAUGAGCCGGGAGACGUGAGAUUUGACGACUUGAAGAAGCCAGAAAUAUCCCAGGAAUUGAUGAACAAAGUGAAAAUCGGUCAGAAAUGCGAACUUAUCGAUCCACUCAGUGACGACUUCGAAUGUCUUGUUGUUGCAACGGUGAUGGCAAAGUGUGAGAAUCCGGGAUAUGUUAUUCUGAGACUGGAUGAAGAUGAGUCAGCGUUUCCAAUUCAUCUAAUCAAUGUCUUCAUGUACCCAAUCGGUUAUUCUGAAAAUUAUCGUCUCCCACUUGAAGACCCACGGAAAGCCAAACAUUAUUCACUGGAUGGCAAAUUCGACGUAGAAGAUUAUAUGAGAGCAACAGGUGCCACAAGUGUCCCAAUCGACGAGAUCCGACCGAUGCCCCCUCAAGAGCGUAUGGACCUGUUCAAACCCAAGAUGCGUCUGGAAGCAACCAGUUUUUACGAUAAUCAAUACAUUUGUCCUGCAGAAAUAGUCUCCGUUCACGGAAGAGUCCUAAAAAUCAAGUAUAACGGACACGACGACGCUAAUGAUGAAUAUGUUGAUAUUGACUCUCACAAUCUUCUACCUGCCGGAUGGUGUGAAAUCCAUGGAUAUCAACUUCAAUACCCUCGAGAGAAUACAGAAGCAGAUACACCGGUAGAGCCAUUUAGAAGACUCCCAAAAAGAGACGCAGGAGAUGAAGACGAAAUGGAGCAACCAUAA
Messenger RNA from Caenorhabditis remanei, 1497 nucleotides. RefSeq lists its product as uncharacterized. Gene Ontology annotation, biological process: regulation of DNA-templated transcription. NCBI's taxonomy places the organism in Eukaryota, Metazoa, Nematoda, Chromadorea, Rhabditida, Rhabditidae. The coding region runs from base 1 to 1497 and encodes 498 amino acids. The transcript has 6 exons. Gene Ontology annotation, cellular component: nucleus. The record is from RefSeq and is a predicted model, not a curated record.